AUGGGGGGAGGUUCCGGGGACAGAAUGCUAUGGUCUUUUCAUCUAGAAUCACCAUGGCAACAGGAGCAUCACAGAGGGCCUGCCACUGUGCCCUUCCAGGCCUGCCCCAGCUGGGCAGGAAGCAGAGGACCCAGCUUGGCUGGGGGGCAGUGGGCAGGAGGCCCUGGGGUGGCCCAACCAGCCCUGGAUGCUGCCUCCCGGCUCUGUGCAGGCUACUUGCCGGCCCAAACCCCUCUCUUGGGCCAAUCACAGAAAGAACAGGGCAGAAGCCAAGAGAGAAAAAGGAGGGGGGCUGGGCAUAUCUGGUCAGAGGAGGGGAGGGACCCUACCAGCCUGGGGCCUGUAAGUAAUACAGAUAACAACAUCUCUACACUGGGGCCAGCAGCCCCGAUCCCUGAAGGGCUGGGUAGACUCAACAUCCCAAGAGACGAACACAUGAGCUCCGGCUCCUGUAGAAAGACAACGGGGACGGGGAGAGGCUGGGACACGCUGGGACACGCCGGGCCCAGCUUCACCAAGCCCAGUCCUGCCGAUGACAAUGGAAUAGCAUCGAAUGGUCUGGAGCCAGCCCAGCCGGAUACGAAAGGCAAGAGGAUCCACCACAGCCUCGCGGAGAACACUGGGAUCUCCGAGCGGCCCUGUCCCCAUGGACUCUGCCCCACUGAGGCCAGCCAGGUAGGUGUCAAGGCCCAGAGAGAAGCGAAGUACCUCGUCCGAGCCUCCACUCACACCCGAGUCUCCAGGCCGUUGCAGACUGCCUCCUGGCCCUCGGUUACUGACCCCGGGUUGGUCGGCAGGUCAGGCUGCCUGGCAGCGGUGUCCUGGAGGGGACUCCUCUGCUCUGUGGGCGGCUGGACCAGGCGGCCAGAUCAGGUGGGAAUCUGUGUGCCAGUUUCCAGGGCAGUCUUCUCCAGGAGGGGGCCAGGUUACUGUCUUCAAGAGGCUGCCACAGAGCUGGCGAGCGGGGGAUGGCCAAACCAGCCCCACCCAGACGAGGGCCACCCGCCGCCCCUUGAGGCUGUCCCCGUCCCCUGGAAGAGCGUGGGCCCCUGCAAAAGCCACAGAACGGAGUCCCCAAGAGGCCUGGCGGAGACCCCUGGAGGGGAGGAGGCCCAAGGUGAGGAGGGCCCUGUGGCCGCCCCGCUGGACGUGCUCCGCCUGCGAAGCUCUUCCAUGGAGAUCCGCGAGAAGGGCUCAGAGUUCCUGAAGGAGGAGCUUCACAAAGCCCAGAAGGAGCUGAAGCUGAAGGACGAGGAGUGUGAGCGGCUGUCCAGGGUGCGGGAGCAGCUGGAACGGGAGCUGGAGGAGCUGACAGCCAGCCUGUUUGAGGAAGCCCACAAGAUGGUGCGAGCAGCCAACAUGAAGCAGGCAGCGUCGGAAAAGCAGCUGAAGGAGGCACGGGGCAAGAUCGACAUGCUGCAGGCGGAGGUGACAGCCUUGAAGACACUGGUCCUCACGUCCACACCGGCCUCUCCCAACCGCGAGCUCCACCCACAGCUGCUGAGCCCCACCAAGGCCGGGCCCCGCAAGGGCCACUUGCGCCAUAAGAGCACUAGCAGCACCCUCUGCCCCGCCGUGUGCCCCGCUGCCGGACAUACCCUCACCCCGGACAAGGAGGGCAAAGAGCCCGGGCUGGCCCCCCUCCUCUCCCUGCUCCUCUGCGUGGUCCCCAGCAAGGCUGUUCACCUCACCUACGAGCCGGCUUGGCAGCUCCUACCUGGGGAGCCGCCCACGGCCCCCACCUCCACCUCCGCUACCUCUCUCUCCUUUUCCCGACAGGUGGACACGACCCUGUUCGCAGAGUUCCAGGCCUGGAGGGAAUCCCCCACCCUGGACAAGACCUGCCCCUUCCUUGAAAGGGUGUACCGGGAGGACGUGGGCCCCUGCCUGGACUUCACCAUGCAGGAGCUCUCGGCGCUGGUACGGGCCGCCGUGGAGGACAACACGCUCACCAUCGAACCCGUGGCUUCGCAGACGCCGCCCACCGCGAAGGUGGCCGCGGUGGAGUGUGGCAGCACCAAUACCUGUGCCCUGAGCGGGCUGGCUCGUGCCUGUCGCCACCGAAUCCGGCUUGGGGACUCAGAGAAUCACUACUACAUCUCACCGUCCUCCCGGGCCAGGAUCACCGCAGUGUGCAACUUCCUCACCUACAUCCGCUACAUCCAGCAAGGCCUGGUGCGGCAGGAAGCGGAGCCGAUGUUCUGGGAGAUCACGAGGCUGCGGAAGGAGAUGUCGCUGGCCAAGCUCGGCUUCUUUCCCCAGGAGGCCUAGGGCAUGGCCGGAGCCUGGAGGGGGGCUCUGAGCCACAGCCAACACCUGCCCCGGCACAGACAGACAGGAAGACAGGGUCCUGGCGCCAGCCCUGAGCCAGAAGCCGAGCAGAUGGACAGAUGGCCAGGCCAUGGAGGCCUUGCUGAGCCGGUACCAAAUCUUCAUCCCGGGAAGGACAGGACCUCAUGAGCUGACCCUUCGCCCUUCCCCAGUGGCCCUACAGCCACCAGGAGACUUUCAAGAAAGCACCAAAGACCAAGGAGCUUGGACCCGCACUCAGGGGCUCAGCACCCCCUUUGCAGUCCUGGGAGCUGCUGCUUGCAGUCACCUUGUUGCUGUGAUGUCCUCAGAAAGGGCUCACACUGGGUGGCCUGACCUCCAGGGUAUCUCCCACCUCAGUUCCCAAGCCCUGGGCCACCAGCACCCCCGUGUGGCCAUCCCUCCCCCAUUCCCGUGGGGGCAGUGCAGCCACAAGGGGCUGUCAAGGACUUGCACACCAUCUGCUUGAGAACUACCCCAAGCUGUUCUUAAGAUGGAUCAGGGCCCCUCCUCCCACCCUCGCACUUGACCUUCCCCCCCUCCUCCAUCUGAGCCUUGUGCUCCUGGAGGCCCUGCCCCCACCACUGGAAGGAUUAGGAUACUUUGCUCCCGAAGUAAAAUACAGACAGGGCCUCAGAACACCGUGUCUGUGUUCAGCUGUGGGUGGCCGUUCAGACAGUGGGGGCUGAGGUCGCCAAGCCCUGUACACAGGACCGGGGGAGGGUGGGCAGGACGCAGGCCCCUCCUCGCCCCUCACAGCCCACUCAGGACCGGGGUCCAACCUGGACACAUCCCUCACCGUGGCCGAUUUCCUCCUUUGAAUGGAAUGUAACACGAUCUCUAUUUAAUAAAGGAAGGCUUUGUUGGUA
Molecule: messenger RNA, 3179 nt
Organism: Panthera uncia (snow leopard)
Lineage: Eukaryota; Metazoa; Chordata; Mammalia; Carnivora; Felidae
Gene: RAB3IL1
Product: RAB3A interacting protein like 1
Exons: 13
Coding region: 1-2271 (756 amino acids)
Biological process (GO): exocytosis
Cellular component (GO): Golgi to plasma membrane transport vesicle
Molecular function (GO): guanyl-nucleotide exchange factor activity
Source: RefSeq, a predicted model, not a curated record